Cryptomeria japonica (Japanese cedar) is the source of this 813-nucleotide messenger RNA. Its product is annotated as replication protein A 70 kDa DNA-binding subunit A-like. The record is from RefSeq and is a predicted model, not a curated record. The coding region runs from base 1 to 813 and encodes 270 amino acids. Lineage: Eukaryota; Viridiplantae; Streptophyta; Pinopsida; Cupressales; Cupressaceae. The transcript has a single exon.
AUGGGCAACACACCUAUGACAAUAACUCCUAUUAAAAAUUUGAAUCCCUUCCAACCAAGGAGGAUCAUCAAGGGUCGUGUCCUAGUGAAGGAGGACAUCUACCACUAUGAUACAACAAAAGAAAGCGAACAGGUUUUUAGCUUUGAUGUUGUAGAUAGUGAAAGUACUGAAAUACAUGUUACGUGUUUCAAUGAACUAGCAAAAACCUAUUAUGAUAACAUCCAAGUUGGCGUGACAUACACAUUAUCUGGGGAGGCAAUAAAGCCGACCAAUAAAAUUUACAACAAACUCAACAGUGGACUAGAAAUAACCUUGGUAGAUGAUUCAAAGGUUAUUGCUUGCAAUGAUGAUUCUUCCAUACCCAAGCACAGAUUCAUUUUCACAACUCUUGAUCAAGUAGCUAGCAAAAAUAACAGCUCAACCAUUUAUGUCAUUGGAAUUGUCAUUAGUGUCGAUCUGAGCUCAACGAUAAGGAGAAGGGAUGGUACAAAGGUUCCUAGGCAUACCAUUAAGUUAGUGGACAUGACUCGAACAACCAUCUAUAUUACACUAUGGGGUACAAUGGCAGAAAAGGAAGGUACUGAACUCCAACGAAGACAUUAUUUACAAGAAACAACUACUCUUGCUAUCAAGAGUGGCUGUGUAUGUGAAUUUGAUGGAAAGGUAAUACGUACAACAUUUAAUAUAGGCCUCUUCAUAGACCCUCCUAUUGAGGAAUUGACCCAGCUAAAAGAUUGGUUCAACCAGAAUGUUGACAUUGGACAAGAAAUUGUGCAUCAGCUUGCUGCACCCACUCCAUCCCUCAAAGAAUGA